AUGUGGUGCCUGGAGAAACUCAGCAAGGCUUCAGAGCCAAUCGUGUUGGGAAAAGAAGAAGUUUGCUUCUGGAAUAGAGCCAGGAAGGCAACUGCUGCUUCUCCCAACAUCUUAACCCCAGACAGGAUUCCAGAAUUCUGCAUCCCAUCCAGAUUGAUUAGCUCCCAUUCUGCAAGGGAUCCCAGCUCUCGCAUCCAGUCCUAUGCAGAUACCAACCUGUACCCUCAUUGUGAACCUGUUCACAACCCCAGCAUACAGUGGCCACAUAUCCCCUCAACUGAAAUUGCUAAUAACUUCAUUUCAGUGGAAGAAAGCACCAACUCAGACCCACAGUCACAGGCAGCACUUUCCCUGCUCCAUUUCCCCAAGGUGCAGACCUCCUAUGGAUUCUGCACUUUGCUGGAGAGUCCCCAUACUCGAAGAAAAGAGAGUAUUUUCCACAGUGACCCAUGCAGCUGUUCUAUGUCCUGUCUACAGUUGCUUCCAAGUUCCAGAAUCUGCUACAAAGGAGUAGAUUCCAGCAUCAUCAGCUCUACCACCACCAGACUCCCUUCUAGGCAUCCACACCUGCCAAGACAAGACACUUAUGACUAUGAUACUGCUUCCUCCACUGACUCUUCCCCUUUCACCUCCUCACUUCUCAAAAGGUUUCUUCCCAGAUCCUACUCUUUAUUUACAAUCCAGAGCCGAGAGGGACUGCUCUGCAGGGCUUUAAAGGCAGAAAAUAAAUCCAGCAUGCUAAGGGAGAACUCCUUAUCCACAGAUGAAGACAGCUCCACAGACAACAGCCCCAAUCCCAAUAGGCGGUCUUUGGCAAGUUUAUGCGAGUGCUCAAGCACACAAAGCUCUUCUGGGUCACAGUCACCCAUCUUUCCCCAGGAUUUUACUAAUGACAGAGAGAGACUUAGAAAUGUGCAUACAGUAUUUCUUGAUAGAAGAGGAAUCUUGAGACUGUCCUCUGACUACUGUCCUGAAAGCAGAAGGCUUAGAUUCUGUCUGAUAAGCGCUGAAGGCUUAUAUGAUGUAUUUAUGGAACCUAAAAGGAUUAACUGUUGCAUCACACUCUCUCAUGUGCCAGGGAAAGUUCAGAAACAAAGAAGCACUGUUAUAAAGAGAAGCAGAAAUCCCAUCUUUAAUGGGGACUUCAUCUUUGAUGGUAUUUCUAAGGAUGAUCUUCACAGACGAUCAAUCAAGAUAAAAGCUGUGAAUAAAGCAUCUACUAUGAAAAGAGAUUAUAUUUUAGGUAAAAUUGAAUUUUGCUUAUUGAGUAUGGUGCCUAUCUGAGGGGCACAGGAAAGCAAUAUAAGUCUAGUCUAUUUUGAGCUAGGUA
Messenger RNA from Chelonoidis abingdonii (Abingdon island giant tortoise), 1330 nucleotides. Its product is annotated as C2 calcium-dependent domain-containing protein 4C-like. NCBI's taxonomy places the organism in Eukaryota, Metazoa, Chordata, Testudines, Testudinidae. The record is from RefSeq and is a predicted model, not a curated record.